Messenger RNA from Bactrocera latifrons, 2952 nucleotides. It is a transcript of the gene mnd, whose product is annotated as Y+L amino acid transporter 2. The record is from RefSeq and is a predicted model, not a curated record. Gene Ontology annotation, molecular function: L-amino acid transmembrane transporter activity. Gene Ontology annotation, biological process: amino acid transmembrane transport. Gene Ontology annotation, cellular component: membrane. The transcript is spliced from 5 exons. NCBI's taxonomy places the organism in Eukaryota, Metazoa, Arthropoda, Insecta, Diptera, Tephritidae. Bases 1090 to 2613 code for a protein of 507 amino acids.
AAUUGUGUGGACGUUUAGAAGCGGCGAAAGUGAAAUUAUAAUCUGCGAAUUUUUUAGCUUUUUAUAUGAAAUAAUGUUUUUUGCUUAGCAAAUUAGUAAUAUUUUGUAUGCAAUGAGCGCUCGUUAAGCAAUAUUUUAUUUAUAUUAAAUUAUUUAUGGAAAAAUCAUGAGAAACAUUAAUAUAUAAACCAGUGUGCGCUUAGACUUUCAGACUUUAGCUUUUUGAGCUCAAAAGCGGCGCGACCACGUGUACAGCAGCAGACUCAUUGGAGUGAGUACGUGGUGUGAGCGAACACCCCUCCAAAAUAAGAUUUUAAAGCACUCAGCAAGCAUUUUGAACGCUUAGUGAGCGCUACAACUUAUUUACAUACACACAAACAUUGACAAAAGGUAACAACUUUCGUAUACGAAAUGCAAAUUUUGUCUACGUUGACAAACUGAUAACGCACAGGGGUGCGCGCGUAAGCGAGUGAAUGCGCCACGCUGCCGUGUAGUGAACCCAACAGGAAAUAACCAGUGAUAAGUGUUAAAAGAUAGUGUGAAAACAACAGCAACAAAGUUUCAUUUAACUAGUAAUUUACUAAACAUAAGCAAAACAGCAAAACUUUAACGGUAAAACACAACAAACAGCUGUUGAAAACAGAGAGCUAGAGCGGCAGUGAAAGCAUUUGAGCAUAUCUAGCGCAUAACGCGUGGCGGCUGACGCAAUAGCGCGUCCGAAUUGCCGGUAAAAAUAAAGUGGCGAUAGAAACACGAAAGUCAAAACAAAAAGGAGGCAAAAAUAGCAAGCAAUCUGCAUAAGAAACAAGAAAAACAGCUAAAGUAAACAAAAAAUCAGCUUAAGAAAACACGAAGCACACGCAUGCGCUACAAAACACGGAAGCACCAUAAACAACCCUAAGAAACGUCUUCAAAAGUAAGGAAGCAACACAAACAAAACCUACACACACAACUCAACCUACCUCGUAGAGCACUUUACACUACGCUACUCUACUAUUUUCUAAGCUACUCUCUUUCCUCACGUGAAACAACUCAAAUUGAGUUAAACCUAUUUUAAAUAUAAACAAAAAAUCAAAAAUAUUUCACACCAUGGCACGCAUACAGGCCAGUGAUAAUAUCGUACCUCGUCACAUCUUCGAUACACCUGUCAAUUCGACCGCCGAUGUAACUGGCAACGCGCUGCACAAUCACUCAACCGACAGCUCGAGUCAAGGAUCCGGUGUUAAGCUUAAGAAACAAAUCGGUUUGCUCGAUGGUGUUGCCAUAAUUGUGGGCGUCAUUGUUGGCGCUGGCAUAUUCGUCAGUCCCAAGGGGGUGCUCAUCUACUCCGGCUCGAUUGGUCAGUCGCUGAUCGUUUGGAUAUUGUGCGGCGCAUUGAGCAUGGUUGGUGCGCUCUGCUAUGCGGAAUUGGGCACUAUGAUACCGAAAUCCGGCGGUGAUUAUGCAUAUAUUGGCACAGCGUUCGGACCAUUGCCCGCUUUCCUGUAUCUGUGGGUGGCGCUACUGGUGCUCGUGCCCACCGGCAAUGCCAUAACGGCGCUCACAUUCGCACAAUAUUUGCUGCAGCCAUUUUGGCAGUCCUGCGACGCGCCCAUAGCCGCGGUACAACUGCUGGCAGCGGUGAUGACAUGUAUACUAACUGUCAUCAAUUGCUACAAUGUACGUUGGGUGACACGCGUCACUGACAUCUUCACCGGCACCAAAGUAUUCGCGCUGCUUGUUAUUGUUGCCGCUGGCGCUUGGUAUCUCUUCGCCGGUCAUACCGAACAGUGGGAUGAACCGAUGCGCGGCACUUACACAAAACCCGGCAUGAUAGCGCUGGCCUUCUACAAUGGACUCUUCUCAUAUUCUGGUUGGAAUUAUUUGAAUUUUGUCACGGAGGAGUUGAAGGAUCCCUAUAAGAAUUUACCGCGUGCCAUUUGUAUUUCCAUGCCUGUGGUGACACUCAUCUAUGUGGUGACCAAUAUCGCAUACUUCUCGGUGCUCUCACCCGAAGAGAUGUUAUCAUCGGAUGCCGUCGCUGUGACGUUCGGAGAUAAGAUGCUUGGCUUCAUGUCCUGGCUAAUGCCAUUCUUUGUGGCCUGCUCCACGUUUGGUUCGUUGAAUGGUGCCAUAUUUGCUUCGUCACGUCUCUUCUUCGUUGGCGCACGUAACGGUCAUCUGCCAGCGGCCAUUUCACUCAUCAACGUCAAUUGUUUAACCCCAGUGCCCUCGCUGAUAUUUUUGUGUGCCAUUACCCUGGUGCUGCUCUUCAUCAGAAACGUCUAUUCGCUCAUCAACUAUGUCAGUUAUGUUGAGGCGCUCUUCACACUACUCUCAGUGUCGGGCUUAUUGUGGUUGCGUUAUAAGCAGCCUAAGACCGAACGACCUAUCCGCGUCAAUCUCGUGCUACCUGUACUCUUCCUGCUGACCUGCUUAUUCUUAGUGAUCUCGUCCGUUUUGGAGUCACCCGUCGAAGUGGGUAUUGGCACCGCAAUUAUACUCUCUGGCAUACCCAUCUACUACCUGACGAUACAUCGACCUGUCAAGUGGCUAACGAAUCUGUCACAAGCGAUAAAUCUCUGGUGUUCGAAAUUCUUUAUUUGUAUGCCGAAUCAGGAAAAGUUCGAUUAGUUGCUAAGCUUAAAAUACUAAAUUAGUUUUAUAAUAAAAUCAAGUCCACGCAAGCGGCGAAUGCAUAUACAAAUUGUGACACUAUCUAGGGAUACAUAUGGAACAUAUAGUCGAUGCUUUAGGUAUAUUGUACAGCCUAUAAGAUAUACAUAUAUAUUUAACUAGAAAUACAGUGCCUAAAAUAGGCCAUAGUAUCAUGUAUGUGCCUUCAAAAAACCAAUUUUGAAAGUUAAAGGUCGUUCUAAAUUGAUAUUGCUCCAAAAUUGAAUGAAUAUAUAAAUAACAAGCUCAUAUAUUUGUAUAAGAUUUGUACAAAAGUAAACUCAAAUAGAAUUUAAA